Molecule: messenger RNA, 1749 nt
Organism: Gekko japonicus
Lineage: Eukaryota; Metazoa; Chordata; Lepidosauria; Squamata; Gekkonidae
Product: excitatory amino acid transporter 2-like
Exons: 10
Coding region: 1-1749 (582 amino acids)
Biological process (GO): L-glutamate transmembrane transport
Cellular component (GO): plasma membrane
Molecular function (GO): L-glutamate transmembrane transporter activity; glutamate:sodium symporter activity; neutral L-amino acid transmembrane transporter activity
Source: RefSeq, a predicted model, not a curated record
AUGACUAACCAUGUGGAGGUCCCCAUGGCAGAUGGCCCUCCCAGCAUUAGCUUGGAAGAGUUACCAAAAACUUGCCUGGAUAAGUACUGUGGCUGGCUGAUGCGAAAUGCGCUGCUCACCCUGACUAUACUUGGGGUGAUUUUGGGCUCUGUGUUUGGCAGUCUCUUGAGGUUGCUCCCGCCACUGGAUAGUGACCUGCUAAUGCUGAUUUCUUUUCCUGGUGACAUCCUCAUGCGGAUGCUGAAGAUGCUGAUCUUGCCCCUUGUGAUCUCCAGCCUAAUUUCCGGCCUGGCUAGCCUCGACGCCAGAUCCAGCGGCCGCAUGGGCACUCGUGCCAUGGUUUAUUAUAUGUCAACCACUGUCAUGGCGGCCAUAUUGGGGGUGAUUCUCGUCUUGUCCAUCCACCCUGGCAACCCAAAACUCAGGAAAACACCCUCAGUGAUGACCAAAAAUGAAGAAGUCUCCAGUCUGGAUGCUUUUCUGGACUUGAUCCGGAACUUAUUCCCUGAAAAUCUGGUGCAGGCCUGUUUCCAGCAGAUCCAAACUGUCUCCACAAAGGUCUCUGUGCCGCCAGUGGUCGUGCGUAAGGAAAACAUCAGCCAGAUAGUCCGCACCAACGGCUCAGUGCUCAAUGCUACCAUCACGGAGGUGAACGUGGGCCCCAGCACCGUGACACAGAAGCGGCUGGAAUUCAAGGCUGGCAUGAAUGUUUUGGGUCUGAUUGGCUUCUUCAUCGCCUUUGGGAUCUGCAUGGGGAAGAUGGGGGAACAGGCAAAGCCUGUGGCCGAUUUCUUCAAUAUUCUCAAUGAGAUCAUCAUGAAGCUGGUCUCUAUGAUCAUGUGGUACUCACCGUUCGGCAUUGCCUCACUGAUCUGUGGCAAGAUUGCGGCUAUCAAAGACCUGGAGACGGUGGCUCGGCAGCUGGGCAUGUACAUGGUGACCGUCAUUGUGGGCUUGGUCAUCCAUGGUGCUCUGGUGCUGCCUCUCAUCUUUUUUGUCAUCACCCGUCAGAACCCCUUCAUCUUCUACGCGGGGAUCUUCCAGGCCUGGAUCACUGCACUUGGCACUGCUUCCAGUGCUGGUACGCUGCCUGUCACAUUCCGCUGCCUUGAAGAGAACCUAAAAAUCGACAAACGGGUGACGCGCUUCGUGCUGCCCAUUGGCGCCACUAUCAACAUGGAUGGCACCGCCCUCUAUGAGGCCGUGGCUGCCAUCUUUAUUGCCCAGAUGAAUAAUAUAAUCUUGGACAGCGGACAGAUUGCAACCGUCAGCCUGACAGCCACAUUGGCCAGCGUUGGGGCAGCCAGUAUACCCAGUGCAGGGUUAGUCACCAUGUUACUAAUCCUGACUGCCGUGGGUCUCCCUACUCAAGAUAUCAGCCUCCUCAUUGCUGUCGACUGGCUACUGGACCGCAUGAGGACCUCCAUCAACGUGGUGGGUGACUCCUUUGGCGCCGGCAUAAUCUAUCACCUCUCGCGGAAAGAGUUGGCCAUCCUGGAUGCCCGGUCUGAGGGGCGUGAGCCGGACUCUACCUCCCUCAAACUGCAGGCUGUGGCCAACCACCAGGGCCCACUGGAAGGCUCAAUCGGGUCGGGGUAUACAGCCCUCCCCAGCCAGGAGGAGGAGGAGGAAGAAGAAGAAGAGCCACCAGAGAAAAUAGACGCAGCAUCACAAUACAGCGAGAAGGAUGAAGGGGGACCUGCAGAUGAUGAAGAGAACGAAGAGAAGAAAGAGGAAGAUGAGGAAUAA